Molecule: messenger RNA, 4534 nt
Organism: Vanessa atalanta (red admiral)
Lineage: Eukaryota; Metazoa; Arthropoda; Insecta; Lepidoptera; Nymphalidae
Gene: DnaJ-17
Product: dnaJ homolog subfamily C member 11
Exons: 13
Coding region: 73-1800 (575 amino acids)
Biological process (GO): cristae formation
Source: RefSeq, a predicted model, not a curated record
GUCAGUGCGGCGGUAAAAGAAAUUGAAAAGACCGUCUAAGUUUUUAACUAUAUUUUCGAAAACUUACCAAAAAUGGACGAAGAAGGAGAUAGUAUUUUGUUAGAAGACAAUUAUUAUCAGUUGCUUAAUAUAUCGAAAACGGCAACACCCGAAGAAAUAAAUAGUGCAUACCGUCGAUUUUCCCGCAUAUUUCAUCCAGACAAGCACAGCACGGAUCCAAACAAGCAAAAAUGGGCCGAACAAAUAUUCAACAAAGUCAAAGAAGCCUAUGAGGUCCUAUCAGAUUCACAUAAAAGGGCUAUUUAUGAUACCUUGGGAAAGAGAGGCUUGGAAGUUGAGGGUUGGGAGAUUAUAUUCCGAACCAGAACACCUCGAGAAAUCAGAGAAGAAUAUGAAAGGUUGAAACGUGAGAGAGAAGAGAGAAGGCUACAGCAAAGUGCGAACCCCAGAGGCACCAUAACACUAUCAAUAAAUGCAACGGACCUGUUUAUGAAGUAUUAUGAUGAAUAUGAUAUACUGGAAGAUGCAGCUAUCAUACCAAGUAUUGAAGUUUCCGGAAUGACUAUACAACAAUCUAUUGAUGCCCCGGUAACGCUUAGGAAUACUGCUACACUAUCUGGGAAUAUUUCAACACAAAAUGGGACAGGCACGGGUUCAUUAACUAUAUCAAAUCGGCACUUAAGUUCAGAACGCGGGUGGACUGAAUUGGAAUGUGGUAUUGGAAAUGGACCGGUGUUCGGUUUCAAGAUAUUCAGAACAAUAUCUAGGCUUAUGUUUGUUAAUUGUUGGACUGGUCUUCAAUUUACGCCGAGAGGGAUAGUACCAAGUUUUGCGUCAACCAUGGCUUUACAGCUUGAUGCCCAUUCAGUGGGAUACUUAACUUACCGGGCGGGUGGUCAAAGUGGUUCAUCAAUGACUUCAACCUAUGUGAGAGACUCGGAGAAGUAUCACCUUAAUACUGCAAUGCAAAUUGGCAACCCUCAUUCCUUCAUAUCGUUCAAUGUUAUGAGGAAGCUUCCUCAGCAUGAUCUCAAGCUGCGCUUGGCUUUAAAAUUCGGUACCUUCGGCGCAAUAGCUGAAUACGGAGCUGAAAAAAAGGUGUCACAAAACAGUAGUGUAUCAGCCGCGGUGAUGCUAGGAAUUCCUAGUGGUGUUAUGCUUAAAUUAAAAUGGUCGUGUUCGUCUCAAACCAUAGUGGUACCUAUCCACUUAUGCGAGGAAGUGAUACCUUCGCCUGUAUUUUAUGCAACGGUGGUUCCAAUGAUAUCUUGGCUGGUGUUGAAGAAACUUGUACUGGAUCCUAUAGCUAGGGAGAGGCAACAGAGGGAGCGACAGAGGUCGAUGGAGGCUAAUUUUGAGAGGUUACAAGAAAUGCAGCGACAAGCACGGGCAACGGUCGAGCUGAUGAGAGAAACUUAUACCAGGAUCAGGAGUGACGAGGAAAAGAAAAAGGGUCUGGUCAUAAUUAAGGCCUUAUAUGGAAAGUUACCUGCUGGUGCGUCAGACCACGAUAUACCUAUCGAACAAACGGGUGAUACAGCAUCCCCCGAAUCGCCGAAUGCGUAUUCAGAAGUCAUAGACGUAACUAUACCAAUACAAUGUCUCACCAAAGAUUCGAGAUUAGAACUAUUGGAAGCUAGCAAGUAUGAGCUGCCCGGUUUCUACGAUCCUUGUGCGGGUGACGAGAAACAUCUAACAAUCCAGUACAUGUUUCAUAACAAUCUUCAUUGUUGCACAGUUGAAGACAAUCAGUCCGUUAUUCUGCCACGCAAUAAUCAUCGAAUAAAGAAUCGGUCCUGAAAAAUAAAGUCGAGGCGCUAGCAUUAAGCGUCUACUAGCAGCUAUAAUCAACGUUACAAAAUCCAGAAAAUCGUAUCGGUAACCAUUGUCGCAAAACAUUCCAUUACCUAGUGUUGCCAUUAUAAUAAUAAUAAAUAUGCUCGAAGCGCACAAAACAUCAUAAAACAUUUUCCUAUUUGUUUCGUAUUUCCCGUAUUUUUUAAAAUGUAUAUUUGAACUUGGCAAUUAAUCGUGUGUAUACUUGAUUUACUUUCUACCUUUAAAUCAAAAAUAAUAUAACCCAUAUUACUUAAGAAAGAAAAUAAUAAAGCAUUAUUAAUAAAACGGAUAUGAUAAAAAUAUAUUUUCUCAUUAAUGAAUUAUUGUAUCAUAUUUUGAAUGAAUAUUACAGGAUGUUAGUGUUAAAAGAUAAAAUGGUAAGUUCUCAUCGAUUCAUAAAAAUUAGAUGAUUUGGCUAUGGUGGAUGAACAUAGUGAAAUUCAAGAGAGUAAUUGAGUUUAAAGUCGAGCUGUAUGGUGAAUCAUGAUCCGAUUAUUAUAUAGUUUGCCCAACAAUGGGAAUGUUUAAUCUUUCCCAUUUUAUAUAUUGUACAUACAUUAAUGAACGUAAGAGACGAUACGAUUUUCUGGUUUUUAUAUAAUCUAUGUCGAGGCAUGAUAUUCAAUUGCAAUAAUAUAAAGGUCUUAAAGACUUAUAAGGUGUUUUUUGAAAUUAUAUAAACAAAAUGCUAUUUAAAAAAAGCUGUUCUCUCAUUUAAAUUAUGAUCGGAAUAAUGUGAGAUAAUGGUGCCCAAUAAAAUUUCUCAAACGAAGUCUUCUACGAGCGAUUUACAUCUACGUUUAUUCUACUACAUUGAUAUUCAUUGCGGACUAACACCGCAAUGUCUAUAAAAGACAUAUACCAGAUAAAAUAUGUUCAAAGCAUCGUUUCGUAGAUAAACGUGGUAUAUGAAAAAUUGUCUAUGAAUUUUUACAGAAGUUUGUUGCAAAAACACUGCCAUUAUGGUGUCUUAUUAUGGGUUACAUAGCAAAGAAAAGCUUCGUAGCUUGAUGGUAGAUCGGUGUUAUUAUUCUCUAAGAACGAAAUCGAAACUCGAUAUCGAAAUUGAAAUGUCAAAAAGUGCACUGACCAAGUUUGGAUGUUGACUGUCUACGAUUGAGUGGAGCAUUGAAUGUCAGUUUCUUAUAGCUUGGCUAUUGAGCUGGUUUUAAAUAGCUUUUAGGACUGUAGAGAGUCUGGCAUACAAAUUGCAUAUAACAUAUCGUUAAGGCUUCGCGCUGGCAAAAUUCAUAGACAAAGAAUUUACGUGGAGUUUAUUUUUUAAAUAGUGUGAUGUGGAUUUGUUACAGAUGAAGUAUGUAAUCUAUCAUAGUUGUUUAUAUAACUUUAAAAUACACUUGUACUAUUUUGGUAUCGCUAUAUUGAUGUUGUGUUAUAAUGUAUCAAAUACAAUAAACGAUUUUCAUGAAAUGUAAAACUUUUAAAUUAUACAAAUAUUUUUAUAGCGAUAAUUGAAGCUGAUAAAGUAAUUGUUGGAAUUAUGUACUAGAAUUUGAAAAUCCAUUAUGUCAAAAUUAUAUUUUUUGUUAACUCUACAAUGUACAGUGAGAAACGAAAAUAUGUGUUCAUUUUGUUUUUGUUGAUUUGUCAAAAAUUACUUUCUAAUGUUUUGUUUGUAUUAUUUAAUGUUACGUAUUUCGAUAUAAUGACAAUCAUUAAAGUGUAAACUAUAGUCUUUCUUAAUAAUUUUCUUAUCUGUUAACAAUAUUGUCAUAUUGUAAGAGUGUACCAAGAACAUUCGCAAAUAUUUUAUGAGUUCAGAAACUUUAAGCGCACACUUUUAAAAUAAUAACUUCAAUAGUGGCCUCGUGGCUUGUUUAUUAAACUACGUCUUCGUAGACAUCAGGCUUAAAUGAUGCCCCAAUUAAAGGCAACUGUCGAUAUCUGUUCAGAAAUUCUUAUCUUCCUGCUCGGGGUUAAGAAAUUGAUGGUGUUACACUCUCGCGCUUUGGAAAUUACCGUUGCUUGCUUUCUUUUCUUUUUGCUCUCUUCAGUGACUGCUAUCCUGUCUGCAUAUGAAAGGGAGGAAUUAUAGAGUGUAUAAGUAUUAUUUCUCGGCAGUGAGUACGAGAUACGGUUAGAAAAAAAAUAUGUUACAACUUCGAACAUUACAUUAAUGAGCGGGCUUAUACCUGUAAUAUAAUUCGGUGCCCUCGUAAACUAACGCGAUAUAAAUCGUACGUUAAUAGAGGAUUUCAAACGAAUGUUCACCAGUGAAAGCGCUCCAAUCGAACAUUGGUAAUGUAAUAUAUGUAUAAUAAUUCCUCACCACGUAAUUCAACCACGAAUGCUCUUGGUAACUUAAAAUAAAUCUACGAAAAGAAUACGUUCUAAAUUUAAAUUAUUUAUUAACAGUUGCGUUGUUUUUUUUUUUUUGAUUCGCUUUGAAGUCCUGUCUAUAUUGUUAAUGCUUUAAGAUAUGAGUGUGCACAUAUUUAGGUAUUGCUGUACAAAUUCAUUGUUCCCUCGAUAACAUAUGUUUUUAUAAAGGUAGAAUGUUCCAUGUGUAUCGAAACAACUGCAUUUAAGUAAAUACAAGACCGCUGAACCGAUUUUGCUAUUUAAACAUGCGAUAUAAUUUUAGCUGUUAUUCUUAGAAUGACAUUAUAUAAUGUAUUUAGAUUAGACGUUUUCUUGUGCGCCUGAAAUAUAAAAUAUUGUUUAUUUGUUCCUA